Nothobranchius furzeri (turquoise killifish) is the source of this 3270-nucleotide messenger RNA. RefSeq names its product prostaglandin E2 receptor EP1 subtype. Gene Ontology annotation, molecular function: thromboxane receptor activity; prostaglandin E receptor activity. Gene Ontology annotation, biological process: inflammatory response; adenylate cyclase-activating G protein-coupled receptor signaling pathway; positive regulation of cytosolic calcium ion concentration. Gene Ontology annotation, cellular component: plasma membrane. The record is from RefSeq and is a predicted model, not a curated record. NCBI's taxonomy places the organism in Eukaryota, Metazoa, Chordata, Actinopteri, Cyprinodontiformes, Nothobranchiidae.
UCCUUCUGGACGGAACAGCAGAUGAUGUUAUGAUCUUGAGCAGACAUCGUGGCUCCUUGGGUUUAAUCUGUGGAUUCAAACAUACUGUUUGACCCAGCUUGACCCAGCUGGGCAAAUGUGACCUUUGCCACAAAUCAGAGAACCUUCAUCACGUUACACCAUUUUUUUUAUAUGCAAUUUUGUUCUUUUAACUAGAAAACUGAAGGAUAAUGGGAAAGUUUCCCAGGACAACAAGCACUGUCUGCUCUUAUGAUUCUGCUCAAUUUCAAGAGGAAUAAGAGGAUGUUACUGGAAGAAUAAUACAGCAACUAGAGAAAAUGAAGAAAGCAUUUUUCUUUCAAUUGUGUUUAUGUUUCAGCUUCUGAUGGUAGAAAGAGCAGUAAAUGACUCCACAUCAUACCAAAGGUCUGCUUCUGCAUGAUCCCGAUCACCAGCUAGAUGCCAUAAAAGCAGCAGACAGCAUUAGCAGUCCUGCUCAGUGUGCAUUAGGGCUUAAAUGCGUGUUUAAAUAUUUAUCACCUCAGUGUCAGCCUAUUUUCAGUAAAGCACUGUAUUUACUGUGGUUUUAAAUGGUAGCUAAUGUAACCCGCAUUAGUCUGAGGUCUUGGAGUGAGAACAUAUUAAUUACAGAAAUGUAGACAAAAGUGUUGCAAAAUAAAAGAACAUAAUACAAAAGAAUAGUCUUUAUUGGUCCUACAGUGGGGAAAUCCACUUUUUACAGCAGUACCAACACUUAAGAGAAUAAAUGGAAGAUAAAAAAUAACUAAGUUACAUGUAUUUACACAUAGGUGGUAAUCUAGUGUUAUAACGUUUGACCGCUAAACACCACAAAUAAAAACUAAAAAACUCGGGUUCCAACACUAUGCAGCAUAGAACAAGAGACACAGACAUACUAUGUAAAUCUAGUAUUGAAUACAUACUGAAUAUUGUUUUGGUGUUAUUGUGUACCAGGAUAAUGCCAGUUUAGCUUAGACUGAGGAGUUCUACACUCUUACUGCAGAGGAGCCUGAUAACUAAAAGAUCUGCCUCCCCAUCCUAAUUUUAGAUAUUCUGGGAACCACCAGUAGACCUGCAGUCUGAGAGCGAAGUGCUCGGUUAGGAACGUAUGGAACAAUCAGAUCACUGAUGUAUGAUGGAGCUUGAUUAUUAAGAGCUUUAUAUGUGAGAAGAAGGAUCUUAAAAUCUAUUCUGAAUUUAACAGGUAGCCAAUGUAGGGAAGCUAAGACAGGAGAGACGUGAUCUUUUUCUCAAAUUCUGCAAAGCAUUAAAGUCUUUAAACCUAAUCCCCACAUCCCGUAAUUAUUGGUGAGAUGAUACCAGCUGGAUUUGACACAUGAAUUUGUCUCUGAGCAGCUUGUUCACUCCAGAUUUUCUGCUUAGAUCAAAUCACUGGUUUUCCAAGACAGACACCCAGAGGCAACACGACCUUGGUGCAGAUUUUAAAUAUGAAAGCUGAGCAGCAGCAGAGGAGCAAAGAACACGACUGUGCAACAUAACAGGGAGGCUGCUUGUCUGGAGAGAGGAAUGUUGCUGAGGUCUUAAAGCUGCUUGACCAGAAAACACUUUAGCUUGAGUUAGUCUGGAGCGACACGAGGGCAGAAAACACUGGCUUCGUGUAUUAUGGAAGGCAUCGAAUAAUCUGACAUUCAAUCAAAUUGCCAACAUCAAAGGGAUCUCUAUCAUCUCAGUGAAUUCCUUGCUUCAACGGAAGCCCAUCAGGCCCAGAGCCCCGCUAUGAUGCUGAUGACAGAGUUCUCCAGAUCCCUCUAAGAACCCUCAACAUGGAACAUGACAAGAACUGUUCGAACAAUGGCACGGCUCAAAACCCUGUGUCUGCCAGCCUGAACAUGACUCUUGGUAUCUUCUUCAACAUGGUGGCUCUCAUCAUCCUCGUCAAAGCCUACAACCGCUUCCGCCGGCGGUCCAAGGCUACCUUUUUGCUCUUUGCUAGUUCCCUUGUGGCCACGGAUCUUGCUGGACAUGUGGUCUCUGGAGCCCUUGUGCUGAGGAGAUACACAUCAAGCUCAAAAAGCAAUGUCACAUGGGAUCCUGAGAAACCAGAUGCCCCCUGUCAGUUUCUGGGGGGAUGCUUGGUGUUUUUUGGCCUGUGCCCACUCUUCCUGGGUUGUGCCAUGGCUACGGAGCGCUGCCUAGGGAUCACCAGACCCUUGCUGCACGCUCGUCUAGUCACCACAACAAGAACCAAAAUAUCCCUGUCUGUGAUCUGGUUCCUGGCUCUCUGCAUGGCCCUGUUGCCAUUCUUUGAUCUGGGGGAGUACACGUACCAGUACCCAAGGACAUGGUGCUUCAUCAGAGUUGUGAAAAAGGCUGAAGCCACAAAUUUAGUCUUUGUGAUGCUGUUCUCUGGUCUGGCUUUCAGUUCUCUGGCCCUGGCCUUUGUGUGCAACACCAUCAGUGGAAUGACUCUGAUCAGAGCCAGAAUAAAGCAGAAACCCACGUCACAGCGCUUCCUGGCAAGAUCUCACGAUACAGAAAUGGUGAUCCAGCUGGUUGCCAUCAUGGUCACUUCCAGCAUCUGCUGGAGCCCUCUGCUGGUUUUUGGACUGAUGUCAGCCGCACACUCCUACUCUGAAGAUCAAAAAAAUACAGACAUCACCUGCAUGUACAGCAAGCUCAUGAUGACUGGCGUCAGAAUGGCAACCUGGAACCAGAUCCUGGACCCGUGGGUCUAUAUCCUUCUACGACGUGCAGUCCUCAGAAAAAUAUACCGCAUCACCAAAAAGCAGGUCAGCUUUAGAGGUAGCACCUUCAGAUCUGUCCGCUUGGACAUUGGAUCCUUCCCUAAGUCAGAGCAGAACUCUGUCAAAAAGAUUUAAAGGAGGAAGAACUGUGACACAGCACUUUAAAAUUACAAGGGACAUUAUUUUAUUGCCAGUGAGAUGACCUGAAGCAGGAAAAGUGUAAAAAUAAAAAGCUUGAGCCUCCUGAUGGAGGUAAAGGAAGUGAGAACACUGACAUGUUUGAUGUUGUUGCGUUGGCCCAACAGGGAACCAGCUCCCGCUCAGUGAGAAUGCCUACUAGCUUAUAUGAGAGUGCAAUAUCUGUGUCUCCUCUUUGAGAGAGUGCUUGGAAGUCUGUAAAGUUUUUAGAAGGUCAUUGAAUUCUGCACUCAAAUGAGACAAAAGCUGUCCUUGAUUUUGUUUAAGACCGUGAUAAACAACUGAUGUCCUGUUGUUAUUUGUGAGAAAAUGGGUCAGUCUCAGGCUGAUCACUAAGAGUCUGUUCAUGACAAUAAAAGUGGUUUUUGAA